AUGUCAUAUUCACGUGGCACCAUCCCCUCUGUCAGUGUGAGUCCAGAUGAACCCCCAGCCCAGACCGAAGUGAAGCCUGUGGUGAUGGGUGUGAUCCUGAGCGUCUUUGCUUGCCUUAUCAUCUCCACAAACCUUCUAGUAGCUGCGUCUCUACUCAAGCUUCUUCUGAAGAAGAGCAGCCAGAGCUGGUGCUUUGUCCUCAACCUGGCCCUGGCAGACGCUCUGGUGGGCGUGGCCAUCACUGGUCUGGCGACAGAGGACUUCAACAGCGACAAUGUCACCUACAACAACGCUGUCGAUCUUCCAAUGAACAUUACGCAGCUGACACAAGGAAAGAGUCACUGCCUGAUGCGGAUGGCCUUCGUGAUGUCGCCCUGUACAGCAUCUGUCAUGACCAUGUUCCUCAUCUCUUUGGACCGCUACGCAGCCAUCAAGAUGCCGCUGCGGUACUCCAGGCUGUCGGGGAAGGGGACGGCAGUGGGGUCGCUGCUGGUUCUGUGGAUCUCUGCUUUUACAGUGGGAUUCUUGCCAGUUAUGGUGCGGCAGAUGCAGACAGACAGCUACCACGGCUUCUGUGCCUUAUUCGCGGUGGUUCACCAGGUGAGAAUGGUGGCGUUACUCAGCGCCUGCUUCUUCCCCAUGGUUUCUGUGUUUGUCUACAUCUACCUCGACAUCCUGAAGAUCUCCUACAGCCACCACAAGCAGAUCCUCCAGAUCAGGAAAGCUGGCUCCAGGACAGCUGAGCACGGCUGCAAUCAGGAGCAUCAUCACCAGCAUCAACAGAUGUGGAUGUGUCUCAUGGUUCACGUGAAGGCCUUGAAGACUGUGGGGGUGCUGGUUGGCUGCUUCUUGCUGCUCUGGUGUCCAUUCUUUAUCACAUGUGUAGUUCACCUUCUGUGUAAAAGCUGCAACGUUACUAAAAUGCUGGAGAAUCAUCUGUGGCUCUUAGGAUUGUCUAACUCCCUGAUCAACCCCCUGGUAUACUCUUGCUGGCAAAAAGAGGUGCGGCUACAGCUGGCGGCCAUGUUUUCCUGCUGUAAGGGAAGAUCUUCUGCUUCAGGACUGCCACAUCCAACAUAAAGAUGUAAUCUGCAGCCCCCUCCUUUGACAAAACCUGCUGUUUCUGGGGCAGAUAUCCUCAACCUUUCCCAUGACAAGGCAGAGUCCAACUAUCUGCCCCAACAAGCCCUUUGA
Molecule: messenger RNA, 1194 nt
Organism: Cheilinus undulatus (humphead wrasse)
Lineage: Eukaryota; Metazoa; Chordata; Actinopteri; Labriformes; Labridae
Product: glucose-dependent insulinotropic receptor
Exons: 2
Biological process (GO): G protein-coupled receptor signaling pathway
Cellular component (GO): membrane
Molecular function (GO): G protein-coupled receptor activity; phosphatidylcholine binding
Source: RefSeq, a predicted model, not a curated record